UCCGGGCGCCGCCGUAAACGUCAGUGUUGGGCGCGUAUGGUGGCGGUGUGGUUUGGUAUUCAAGUUUGGUCUCCGUUACCUGUUGCGAGCCAUGGAGAGUGACUUUUAUCUACGUUACUACGUGGGUCACAAGGGCAAGUUCGGCCACGAAUUCCUGGAAUUUGAGUUCCGACCCGACGGGAAACUGAGAUAUGCCAACAACAGCAAUUACAAAAAUGAUGUCAUGAUCAGAAAAGAGGCUUAUGUACAUAAAAGUGUGAUGGAGGAGCUGAAGAGAAUAAUCGAUGACAGUGAAAUUACCAAAGAAGAUGAUGCUUUGUGGCCUCCUCCUGACCGAGUGGGCCGGCAGGAGCUUGAAAUCGUCAUUGGAGAUGAACACAUUUCUUUCACAACGUCAAAAAUUGGUUCCCUUAUUGAUGUCAAUCAAUCCAAGGAUCCAGAAGGCUUACGAGUAUUUUAUUAUCUUGUCCAGGAUCUGAAGUGUUUGGUCUUCAGUCUAAUUGGAUUACACUUCAAGAUUAAGCCAAUCUAGAUUAAACAUUAGUAUGGACACAAGGGGUUGAGGAUGGGAAUAGCUGUUUUUAAUUACCAUUAUGCGGAAAUUUUUGUGUAUAUCAGCGCAAUAUUUUUUUUAUAAACUUUAAAUGAUUGUCUUUAAUAAAUGCAUAACAAAAU
Messenger RNA from Rhinolophus ferrumequinum (greater horseshoe bat), 675 nucleotides. It is a transcript of the gene MAGOH, whose product is annotated as mago homolog, exon junction complex subunit. The transcript is spliced from 5 exons. NCBI's taxonomy places the organism in Eukaryota, Metazoa, Chordata, Mammalia, Chiroptera, Rhinolophidae. The record is from RefSeq and is a predicted model, not a curated record. Gene Ontology annotation, cellular component: catalytic step 2 spliceosome; exon-exon junction complex; nucleus. The coding region runs from base 92 to 532 and encodes 146 amino acids. Gene Ontology annotation, biological process: RNA splicing.